AUGGAUAUUGUUCAUCGCUUGCACUACCUAGUGCUUUCGCAAAAGUCUGACUUGAUGACUAUGGAAAGGGAGCAACGAAUGCGCGUGAGACGUCAGUCCAGCCUACCGGAAUACAGCAAAGCUAACAAAACAAGACAGACGCUUGAACAGGUUUACUUUAACGAUAGGGAGCUGUUCGCCGCAAAGGCCGACAGUGGCGCCACGGCGGUGGACAGGAAGAUGUCUUCUUCAUCAGCUGGCAGCAUGAAGAACAAAUGGCUCAAAGCCUUCCGUAGUCUGAAACCGCCCAGCGCCCCGCCGCCUCACGCCGCUCCUCCUGACAAGAGGAACGGUGCAGCCAGAGAAGCAAUUCGUGGAGACUCCGAGGCCCAUAACUUUCAGGAAUAUACUUAUAAGAAGAUAACGCCGUGUGACGUUUGUUCUCAAGUCCUUCGAGGUCAUACUCGUCAAGGCCUCAGGUGUCGCUUAUGCAAAAUGAACGUACACACAGACUGCAUGCCGCAAGUCGGCAAAUGCCAGACCAAAUCGCGUCUCUUGCGCAGGCAGAAGAGCACCUCCGAGAUUGAGUCCCAUAGAGUUCAAGAAACCGCCUUCGACGAUGAAAGGGUGGAAGACGGCUGGCUGCCGGGACAAAGACUCACCAAGAUAUCCUUCAAGGGAUCAGUCGAGUUCGAUGAUGAUUUCGAUAGCUUCUAUGACGAGGAGGAGGAAGUGGAUCAGACCUACCAAGUCCUGAAGCGGGCCAACGAAAUAGCGAAGCCGGGCGGCGGGGAAUCGCGCGGGGGCCCCGUAGUGCGCGUAUCAGCGCCGGACGAGACUCCACCCGCUCGCUCGCCAGCGCGUCCGUCCGGCGGACUCGCCGUCGUGCCUCAGCCCGUGUCCUCUAGCUCAGGUGUGGCGCCGCACCCGAGCUCGCUUGUGCCGCUCGAGCCGCGCCGUAGGCCGCCGGUCGCCGUCUGCCACGCUCCACGCGCUUGUCUCACCGAUCUGAUACGAUGCAAUCUCUCUUUUGAUGCUAUAAGCGACAGGUCUUCAGUAGAACUUAGGACUCGAUCAAUAUUUUAUUAA
Molecule: messenger RNA, 1068 nt
Organism: Chilo suppressalis (striped riceborer)
Lineage: Eukaryota; Metazoa; Arthropoda; Insecta; Lepidoptera; Crambidae
Source: the annotation of a GenBank genome assembly